AUGAGAUCUGCAUUUUUAUUUGUUGAAAAAUAUGUUGCAGAGAAAUUUGGUCAAUAUCAAGUAUGUCAAAUUAUCAUGAUAACUGAUGGUAAAUCUCCAGAAGAAAAAGCACCAUUAUCACCAUCUUCAUCACAAACAGAUUCAUACAAAUUUCAAAAUGAAUUAUGGAAACUUCAUAUAAUUUGUUUAUCAGAUAUUGUUCUAAACAGCAACAAAAAAGCAACAUGUUUUACAAUAGAAAUUAAUCAUGUUUUACAAGGAUAUAAGGAAUUGUUGAAUAGGAUAUUGCCAUUGAAAAUCACAAAAAAUCACCCUAAAGGUGAUUACAUACUUGAUAAAGGGGGUGCCUUUUGGUAUUUGCCUUAUCCACAAACUAAUGCUUCUAUUGAGAAUGUUAUAAAUGUUAUGUUGGACAAAUAUUUGGGAUUUAAAUCAAAAAAAGAACUUUUUGGUGAACCAACUAGAUAUCGUUUUGGGUUAUUUUUAGAUCAAGAUAAUAAUAACAAUGAUGACAAUGUAAAUGUUGAAAAAGAAAAGAUGGAGAUAGAGAAUGAUGUUGACAACAACAAGAACCAAAAUGAUUAUUUUCAUCUACUUUGCUUGGAAGAUCAUCACAAAUUGUUAAGCCCUUCUUCUCCUCCUUCAACAAAUCAACACCCAAAAAGUUACCUAACUGAUAAUAUUAAAUUACCACAACCUGAAUAUAUUGAUACUUUAUUUAAUAGGGUUAAAAAAUAUAUUAAUAAUUUACCAAAUGAAGAUGACGACCAACAGCAGAAAGUGGAGGAGGUUGUUACGACAGUAAAAGGAAAACAACCAGCAUAUUUUCCUUCAUUACCAACAUCAACAGCAACAAAAAGUGACAAUAAUAGUAAUGAUAGUGGGCCCAGUUCAGGUUCUCGUGAAGAAUCUUCGUCACAUAGUAGUAGAUCUAAAAUUUCUUUAA
This is a messenger RNA of Entrophospora candida, 946 nucleotides long. The record is from the annotation of a GenBank genome assembly. NCBI's taxonomy places the organism in Eukaryota, Fungi, Glomeromycota, Glomeromycetes, Entrophosporales, Entrophosporaceae.